AUGGAGACACUAGAGGAAGCUGAACUCUGUUUUCCACAGCUCCUCAACUCCUCCUGUAAGAAGCUCACGCGUCCUCGCCCUGAGGCUCUGACCAUUUACAUCCUUAUGUCCUGCGUCUCUCUGCUCACAGUGCUUCUCAACCUGCUGGUCAUCGUCUCCAUCUCCCACUUCAGACAACUACACACUCCCACCAACCUCCUCCUUCUCUCUCUGGCUGUGUCUGAUUUCCUUGUGGGUCUCAUUGUGAUGCCGUUUCAGAUCCUCUUAACAGAGCCCUGCUGGUUUCUAGGUGACCUGAUGUGCACUGUGUUUGUUUUUGUAUUGUACAUUACUGUUGGGGCUUCCAUAGCAAACAUGGUUCUGAUAUCAGUGGAUCGUUAUGUGGCCAUCUGUGACCCUCUGCGUUACUCCACCAAAGUCACUCAGAUGAAAGUUAAGUUGUGCAUCCUCCUGUCGUGGGUAGUGUCUGUUUUUUAUGCCUUCAUGAUGUUAUACGAUAACCUUAAAGAUCCAGGCAGGUUUAACUCCUGUUAUGGUGAAUGUUUGAUUAAUGUAAAUGGAGCUGUUGACCUGGUUUUAUGGUUUCUGAUACCCAUCUCAGCCAUCAUCAUCCUGUAUGUGAGGGUGUUUGUGGUGGCUGUGUCUCAGGCUCGUUCCAUGCGUUCCCACAUUGCAGCUAUUAAACUGCAGCGUUCAAUGACUGUGACUGUUCAGAGGUCAGAGCUGAAAGCAGCCAGGACCCUGGGUGUGGUUGUUGCUGUGUUCCUCAUGUGUUACUGUCCAUAUUAUGGCAUCUCUUUCUCUGGACCUGCCAUCAAAAUGAGCUCAUCAACUAACCUUUUAUUUUUUUUUCUGAUAUACUUUAACUCUGGUCUGAACCCAGUGAUUUAUGCCUUUUUCUACCCCUGGUUCAGAAAAUGUGUGAAACUCAUUGCUACGCUUCAUAUACUGCAGCCUCAGUCCCGUCUGACCAAUGUCAUGUAAACCUGACACCCAAUACCCCUGUACUAAUGGGCCUCCAGUUACAGUCAUUUUUGUCUUUCUGUUUCUGUUGAAGUGUUCUUAUCAUCAUGUGUGAUGAUGUGAGGUAAGAAAACAUGUUUUAAUUCUCAGUUGACCAUCGAGAGCCAACUAUUUUUUUUUUUUGUCAGAA
Molecule: messenger RNA, 1153 nt
Organism: Betta splendens (Siamese fighting fish)
Lineage: Eukaryota; Metazoa; Chordata; Actinopteri; Anabantiformes; Osphronemidae
Product: trace amine-associated receptor 13c-like
Exons: 2
Coding region: 1-984 (327 amino acids)
Biological process (GO): G protein-coupled receptor signaling pathway; cell surface receptor signaling pathway
Cellular component (GO): membrane
Molecular function (GO): trace-amine receptor activity
Source: RefSeq, a predicted model, not a curated record